This is a messenger RNA of Doryrhamphus excisus (bluestripe pipefish), 1356 nucleotides long. It is a transcript of the gene kcnk12l, whose product is annotated as potassium channel, subfamily K, member 12 like. Gene Ontology annotation, biological process: potassium ion transmembrane transport; stabilization of membrane potential. The record is from RefSeq and is a predicted model, not a curated record. Lineage: Eukaryota; Metazoa; Chordata; Actinopteri; Syngnathiformes; Syngnathidae. Gene Ontology annotation, molecular function: outward rectifier potassium channel activity; potassium ion leak channel activity. Gene Ontology annotation, cellular component: plasma membrane.
AUGGCUCAAAAGAAGCCAUCUGGAGGCUGCUGCUGCCCCAAAGCUCCCAUCAAUGAAGACAACGCUCGUUUCUUCCUGCUGGCCGGCCUCAUUCUUCUCUACUUGCUGUGCGGAGCCGCCAUCUUCUCCGCCCUGGAACACCCCUUUGAGCUGCGCGCCCGCCGCCUGUGGAGGCAGCAACUGGACAACUUUACCCGGAGAUACGACGUCCAUCCGAGGGCCCUGUACACUCUGCUGAGGCAGUAUGAGGAAGCCAAUGGAGCAGGGAUUAGGGUGGACACACUGAGGCCCCGCUGGGACUUUUCAGGAGCAUUCUACUUUGUGGGCACUGUGGUCUCGACUAUUGGCUUUGGGAUGACCACACCGGCAACCAUAGCUGGAAAAAUCUUCUUAAUCUUUUACGGUCUCAUCGGCUGUGCGGCGACCAUCCUCUUCUUUAACCUCUUCCUGGAGAGGAUCAUCACCAUGCUGGCCUACAUCAUGCGCUGGUGUCACGAGCGCCGGCUUCGCUGCGGCGGAGUGGGGGUGGUGUCCAGCAGGCGGGAGGAGUCCGGUGAGGAGGACAGCUUAGAAGGAUGGAAGCCUUCCGUCUAUUACGUGAUGCUGAUCUUAGGACUUGCCUCAAUCGUGAUUGCAUGCAGUGCUUCGACUCUGUACUGCUCCAUGGAGAACUGGAGCUAUGUGGACUCCCUGUACUUCUGCUUUGUGGCCUUCAGCACCAUCGGCUUUGGGGACCUGGUAAGCAGCCAGAGACAAUACUAUGAGUCUCAGGACGCCUACCGACUCGGGAACUGCCUCUUCAUCCUAAUGGGAGUAUGUUGCAUCUACUCACUCUUUAACGUCAUCUCCAUUAUCAUCAAACAAACACUCAACUGGAUCCUGGAGAAGCUGGUGUGUCCUGGGGACCACCGGCUGUGCUCCUGCUCUAAGAGUGGACGCUGGUGGCUCUGCUGUCCCUGCCUGCACAACAAAAAGCGCAACCAGAGGCGUCCGCUGGCUCACCUGAGACAAAAACGCUUGAAACGCAAUGCGGUCCGGCCGCUCUCGACCCACUGCCCUGCAGGAAGGCAGCGCUAUGCGGGCGGCUCGGUUGAGAGUGUGUGCGACAGCGAAACAGACGGCGCCGCAGCAGCGGACGGGGUAUAUGUAGGCCGUCGACUAUCAGGGGAAAUGAUCUCCGUUAAUGAAUUCAUGGUGUCGAAUAAGGUGUCUUUGGCGCUGCUGCAAAAGCAACUGAGUGAAACGGCUCAUCAGGGACCGAGGCAGAGCUAUGGCCACCAGAAUGGAUUCUCUGGAGGGGUGGGGGCGUUGGCUAUCAUGAAUAAUCGGCUACAGGAAACCAGUGUGGACAGGUAG